Messenger RNA from Pelobates fuscus (common spadefoot toad), 4239 nucleotides. RefSeq names its product fibroblast growth factor receptor 2 (gene FGFR2). Bases 621 to 3128 code for a protein of 835 amino acids. Gene Ontology annotation, biological process: protein phosphorylation; fibroblast growth factor receptor signaling pathway; positive regulation of cell population proliferation. The transcript has 18 exons. Gene Ontology annotation, cellular component: signaling receptor complex; plasma membrane. NCBI's taxonomy places the organism in Eukaryota, Metazoa, Chordata, Amphibia, Anura, Pelobatidae. Gene Ontology annotation, molecular function: fibroblast growth factor receptor activity; ATP binding; fibroblast growth factor binding. The record is from RefSeq and is a predicted model, not a curated record.
UUUUCCAUUGCUCCUAAUGCCACAGACUUGCUGCACUGCUCACACUCACCUCUUCGCUAACUUUUGGGAAGUUUUGUUGUCAUUUGUACUGCUGUGAUUUUGGGAUGCUUGAAAAGAAAAAAGGACAUUGCUGGGAUAUGUUGACACACUGAACAUCUGGAGGUCUCUCUUUUUUAAAUUGUUUUUUCCUUUUAAUGUGAUACAUUGAUAGAACAUCUCCAAGGAAGGAAAGAAGGGAGAACACAGGACUGACCUUACUCAUUCACCCUGGAUUGGGGGGGAUUUGGCUGUUCCCCCUCUUUUGGACCUCUCUCAUUUCCCGUGUAGCUGGGCCCUUGCAAUCGGGAUUACACACAAGGCAGACUGGACUACACGUUGCGGCACAUAUUGGAGGUGCUGAGAGAAGGGAUACAUUGAUAUAUUGCAGCAGAGAUCUGUCCCCAGAGAUUAGCUAGAACCUCGCUGUUUAGUCUCACCAGACACACGCCUGCUGUAGGACAGGGGGAUCCUAUUACAAGAGACUCUCCAGGAACUUGGUCUCCCUGGUGGGGAGCGGAACUCUGCAGUGCCUCGAACCUCCUGGUGAUACGUCCGGCUCAUGCUUGCACAAAGCCAAUCCGAUGGGGAUGUUGUCAGCGUGGCUCUCAGGAAAAACAGGGGGUGGGUUCACUGACAGGAUAAUGCUGCUGUGCUUAAUUCUGACCAGCUUGGCAAUAGCCCGUCCGUCUUACAGUCGGGUGGAAGACACCACUGUUGAACCAGAAGAACCUCCAACCAAAUACCAAAUCUCUCAACCGGACGUUUUUAAUGUUUUGCCUGGUGAGGCUCUCGAUCUGCAUUGCCCUCAGAGUGAUGCUACCCAGGUGACAUGGACUAAAGAUGGGGUGAAAUUAGAAGCCAGCAAUAGGACGGUGAUUGUCAGGAACUUCUUGCAUUUACGAGAUACAUCCCCCAGGGACUCAGGGCUAUAUGCCUGUUUGGUGCCUAGAAGUGCACAGAGCAAUACCCAUUUCUUCCUUGUGAAUGUCACAGAAGCCAGUUCAUCUGGGGAUGAUGAGGAUGAUAAUGAUGGCUCAGAAGACUUCACCAAUGAUAGCAACAAAAUAGAGCCUCCUUACUGGACACAAACCGAGAAGAUGGAGAAGAAACUUCAUGCCGUUCCUGCUGCCAACACUGUGAAGUUACGUUGCCCCGCUGCAGGGAAUCCUACUCCGCGCAUGAGAUGGUUAAAAAACGGCAAGGAGUUUAAACAAGAGCACCGGAUUGGCGGGUACAAGAUCCGACCCCAACACUGGAGUCUAAUCAUGGAAAGUGUUCUACCUUCGGACAAAGGCACCUACACGUGCAUUGUGGAAAAUGAGCAUGGUUCCAUUAACCACACGUACCAUCUGGACGUCAUCGAGCGCUCCUCCCAUAGACCCAUUUUGCAGGCUGGGCUACCAGCCAAUACAACAGCCUACGUUGGCGGGGAUGCAGAGUUUGUCUGCAAGGUGUACAGCGAUGCUCAGCCUCACAUCCGCUGGGUGCGCUAUGUGGAGCAGAAUGGAAGUAGGUUUGGUGUGGAUGGACUUCCCUACAUGAAAGUUCUAAAGCACUCAGGAAUAAACAGCUCUAGUGCAGAGGUGCUGCAACUGCACAAUGUGACUGAAGCAGAUGCGGGCGAAUAUAUUUGCACGGCCUCCAAUUAUAUUGGAGAGGUCAACAGGUCUGCCUGGCUCAGGGUGGAGCUCAAACGACCAGAUCCACAGACCCUGAUGGAGGAAACAACUCUGCCUUAUUACAUGGAGAUUGGUAUAUACAUAGGUGCUGGCUUUCUGAUUACCUGCAUGUUGCUAUUCUGCAUUGUGUACCGCGUCAAACAAGGAAAUCGGAAGAAGAAGGAUUUCAGUGGCCCACCAGUAGUGCACAAACUCAGCAAACGAAUUCCUCUACACCGCCAGGUAACAGUUUCUACUGAUUCCAGUUCCUCAAUGAAUUCUACCACACCACUGGUGAGGAUCACAGCACGACUUCUAUCCAGUGCUGACACCAUGCUCCUACCAAAUGUCUCCGAAUACGAGCUGCCUCAGGACCCGAAGUGGGAAUUUCCAAGAGACAAGAUGACAUUGGGAAAGCCUCUAGGAGAAGGUUGCUUCGGCCAGGUUGUCAUGGCAGAGGCCCUAGGAAUUGAUAAGGACCGUCCCAAGGAAUCUGUGACAGUGGCUGUGAAGAUGUUGAAAGACGAUGCCACUGAGAAAGACUUGGCCGAUCUCGUAUCAGAGAUGGAGAUGAUGAAAAUGAUUGGAAAACAUAAAAACAUAAUAAACUUGCUAGGUGCCUGUACCCAGGGAGGCACUCUGUAUGUGAUCGUGGAAUAUGCUGCUAAAGGAAAUUUACGAGAAUACCUUCGGGCCCGUCGACCUCUGGAGAUGGAGUAUUCAUUUGAUAUCAAUAGGGUUCCUGAAGAACAGAUGACCUUUAAAGACUUGGUAUCCUGCACUUACCAGCUUGCUAGGGGCAUGGAAUACUUGGCAUCUCAAAAGUGUAUACACCGAGACCUUGCAGCCAGGAACGUGCUGGUCACCGAAAGCAACGUCAUGAAAAUUGCAGACUUUGGUCUGGCCCGAGAUGUCAACAAUAUUGAUUACUACAAAAAAACCACAAAUGGACGACUUCCUGUCAAGUGGAUGGCUCCAGAAGCCCUCUUUGACAGGGUCUACACUCAUCAAAGUGAUGUGUGGUCUUUUGGGGUGUUAAUGUGGGAGAUAUUCACUCUGGGGGGUUCUCCGUACCCUGGAAUUCCCGUGGAGGAACUUUUCAAGCUGCUGAAAGAGGGACAUAGGAUGGACAAGCCAGCUAACUGCACCAACGAACUGUACAUGAUGAUGAGGGACUGCUGGCAUGCUAUUCCUUCACAUAGACCAACUUUCAAACAGUUGGUGGAAGAUCUGGAUAGAAUCCUUACACUGACCACCAAUGAGGAAUACCUCGAACUAAGUGUCCCGUUGGAGCAGUAUUCUCCCAGCUUCCCAGACUCCUCCUGUUCUGCUUCCUCCUCUGGAGACGAUUCAGUUUUUUCCUCCGAUCCAAUGCCUCAUGAUCCCUGUCUCCCAAAAUAUCAGCACGUCAAUGGAAGUGUGAAAACAUGAGGUAUCCUGCGUUCUGCAGCCCUCUUCUCUAAACUGCUGGUCGUAACGACUAUUUCUGCAGAACGCAGGGGAAUGUGGACAUAUUGGUUGAAGAGAACAGAAUGAAAAGACAGCGGAGAGUGGACCUCUGCAACUUCCACUGCUAUCUUCAUGUGGACAUCACAUGGCUGGAGAUAAGAGUGGUAGACAGUGGCUAUGCUGUGAGCAGGAAAAGAAGUAAAAAGAAUAUUGACUAUUCAAGACACGAAAUAUCAGCUACUGAAUCUUUUCAUGAUUCUUCCAUUGAACUUAAGGCCGGUCCAUUUUUCUUGCCUUCCUUGUUAAUUUUUUUUUAUUUUGUAUCUUUUGUAAUAUUUUGAGAAUUUAUUCCAGCACCCUAACACACACACACACAUGCCUGAGCACAUACACAGCAUUAUCGCUGCUGGAAAUAAAAUGUAAAUAUAGUCAAAAUAUGUAUAAAUAUAUAAAUAUAUAUUAUAUAUUUACAAUGAAUUAUUUUUUUGUAUUGAUUAAAAAAGAAAAAAAAAAUAUUAGAGAAAAAAGUUUCUUUGUUGGAUGUUUGUUUAUUAGAAGUCACUGGCAUCUCCAGCAGAGACCAGAUAAAGAAAAUAAAAUGCUGGGAUUUUUCUUUGCUCUUAUAAGGUGCAGAAUCUCUAAUAUAUGUGUCAUUUUUGGGGCUAAAAUAUUCUAGGUUCUUUAAUAUGUUUCCCCCCUUUCUUAGAAGUAUCCCAGAGUUAAUUUAUUAAAUGUUUGUAACCAGAGAUUCCUGCUGCUUUUAUAAAAAUAACGCUCUGUGAGGAGACCUUGGCAGCCACAGAGUUAAAAAAAGAUGAUUAUGAUCCUGGUAGAUGUAAAUUUAAAACAUGAAUCAGAAGCAUACUUUGAUGCAAUGACAUCUUUAAAAGGCUAAGCUACAUAGACCGUAUUGUAAAAAUUUAUAUGAUAUUUAUGCUAUAAAAUGGAAAGGGGGAAAUCUUUCUUAAAAAAAAAAAUUAAAAAUAAAAUAAAAAAAUAAAGUUUCUUUUAUUGAAAAAGGAAGUGUAAUUUUGUAAAUGGAAUAAAAUAAUAGUAACCUGAAUUUGUAAAUAAUAAAAAUGUUUUGCUACUC